UUAAAAUUAAUGUGCGAUAUCGAUUACACAAAUUUCAAUUUCUAUACACCAAGUACUGUAAUUGUUAUUAAGUGAUUAAUUCCAAUAACUAUGUCAGAAGCAGAGAAGAAAUCUGUUGAUCAGUAUGGAAGACGUACAUGGAAUGUUGAGGCAUAUGAAUCUGAAGCUAAGGGGACCAAGAAGCAUAGAAAUAAUGAUGGAACAAUCACUACAAUCAAAUCCGAUUUGAAAGAUGAGAAGUCUUCAUCAGAUUACUUAAAACAUAGAAAUGAUUUAAUUAGUGAUCUGUUGAAUGCUGUCAAAGUUCAUAAUCUUAUCAAUCCUGAAUCAUCUUCAUCUACAACCAUGGCUGGGAAGAAUAAAAGAUUUGGAUUUUAUUGUCCAAUAUGUAAUUUAUCCUUUCGAGAUAACUUGGCUUUAAUAGAUCAUUUUAAUUCACAGCAACAUUCUGGAAAGGCAAGUGAAUUAAGUAGGCUAAAACGAAAGGAAGGUGAUAAGGAGAAUCAAGAAGCAGAAGAUGAAACACAAGAAUUGGAAGGAGGAAUACGACGUGCCACAGUACAGGAAGUAAUGGCUACAAUAGAAGCAUUAGUACAAAAGAAGCUCAGAGCAAAUCAGGAACAUGAAACGAAUUUGUUAACAUUCGCUCAAAGAGUUGAGCGAAGAGCCGAAUUUGAACGUCAAAAACGACAGAAGCGAUUAGAGAAGAAGAGGAAAGUAAAAGUUGAUACGAAGAAUCAUUUUGAAAAUGAAGAAAGUUCAGAAAUGACAAAAAUAAUGGGCAUUACGAAUUUUGGUAGUAGUAAGAAAUAAAUAAUAAUUGUUUAUUAACACUUUAUAAAUAUCUAAUUGUUGAAUCACCGUCCAACACAUUUAAUUAAUCUAACCAUUUAAUUAAUCUAACGAUUUAAU
Scheffersomyces amazonensis is the source of this 912-nucleotide messenger RNA. Its product is annotated as U4/U6-U5 snRNP complex subunit. NCBI's taxonomy places the organism in Eukaryota, Fungi, Ascomycota, Pichiomycetes, Serinales, Debaryomycetaceae. The record is from RefSeq and is a predicted model, not a curated record. Gene Ontology annotation, cellular component: spliceosomal complex; U4/U6 x U5 tri-snRNP complex. Bases 91 to 813 code for a protein of 240 amino acids. The transcript has a single exon. Gene Ontology annotation, biological process: mRNA splicing, via spliceosome.